UUUUAGUUUCCAGGUUUCCAGGUAAUGAGCGAACGUGUUAUUGAGUCAAGAUCCUCAUAAUGUUAGCAAUCUGCUUUGAGACUUCUUCAUCUGUAGAGGCUAUUGUAUAUUCUCAAAGAUGCUGAUAGCAAUGGAAUUUUGGGCCGAUAUCUCUUGUUGUUGGUUGUCUAUUAGUUCAGCACAAGCCAUUAAAUGGGAGGUAGAGAAGUGGAUAGUGAGGAUGUGCAGCAAAUUAUGUUUCUUUGGUUAUGCUUAUGGAGAUAAAGAAAGACAAAUCAGAUAAAAAAACUAAUCAAAUGUGUCUGAGUAGGUCUGGUAAAAUCUUACACCACACGAUAACACGAUACGAAUCUACGUGAUAAUUUACAAAUUUGUGUUGAAGAUAUCGUAUCGGAUUUAUAUUAGUGUUAUCCAAUAAGAUUUAAUAAAUAAAUCGAUUUUAAGAGGUGAAACACAAUAAUAUAUGAUAAAUCUAUUAAAAAUAUAUUUUUUUGUAAUUAUACAAAUUCUAUAUUAUUAAAAUUACUUGUUUUAUUGUUAAAUAUGUAUUAUUUUGUUUUUUUUUUCAGUUUAAUUUUUAAAAGAUAUGAAAACAAAUAAGUCUUUGUAGGAUUUUUUUUUAAAAUAUUAUUUUAUUAUUUAAAAGCUAAACCAAAUUAAAAUUUUUAAAUUUGUAUAUAUUUUUUAUGGGUUAACGAUCAAAUUACGGAUUACACAAUAAUUUAACGAAUGAAUCUAAAUUUAUUUAUUUUUACAUAAAAGUUUAAUGGAUUGUAUUUAAGUUAACUAAAUUCUAACACCACAAAAAAACGAUUGUACACAAUAUGUCGCCAGAUCCAAGCUAGAGUAGAACUACUAAUUGUAGGAAUUCUCUAGCUUUGUUUACGACCAUUCUUACUUCCCAGAAUAAUAUUGUAGUUUCGCCUACCAACUUUAAUAUCUAAUCGUGGGAAUAUGCUAAGAAACACUCUAUCCGAGGAAAGAUAGCAAUUUUUGAUGGUGGCAUUUUGACAAAGGGUCUAGAAGUUUUUGGAAUGGUUAAAAAUUUGUUUUGACUUUGUUUGAAAUUCUUGCUUAUGAAUGGAGUUCAUAUAUGACAUGAAAAAAUCAGGCGUACAAGCAUAUUCUAAUAAGUUUAAUUUCACAUGUGAGAUUAAUUUAAUUUCUGAGAUGUUGAGAAUCUAGUGGCAAUUAAUUUGAUUUCUGAGAUGAUGAGAAUCUACUGGCAAGUCUUUAUGAUUAGCUUUGCUAAAUUCAUGCUAGAGCACAGCCCCUGUUCAAUCAACCUACAUUUCCACGCUAGUCACAUACCAAAUUGUAUACAAAGGAUGGGCAUUUUCAAACAACAAAACCAUUAGGGUGUGUUUGGUUUGUCGGAUUGGCCAGAAUUGGAUGGGACACAGUCCCAAUCUGCUGCUUGGUUGAUCAUUUUGAGCUCGGGACAGGUUUAACCUAAAUAGUAAUUUAAUCCCAAAUGAUCGGGACACAGCUGACCCCGUCUCCCCCCCUAGGUCAUUUUUGUCCCAAACUCAAAAAAGCCCUUGUUCUCUCGCGUAUCGUUGCCUCGCGUGGAAGAUCGAAGGAAAAAUCACAGCUGCAACUCUCAGAGAAAGAAACAUGGUUGAUGAGUAUCUCUAUCUACAUCUCUAUCUGUUUUCUUCUCUGCAUCUCUAUCUGUUUUCUUCUUGAUGUAUUGUGACAUUUCUUCGUAUAGGCCAUCUUAUACUCGAUCUGGAAAGGGCUUCCAUUUGCAAGUAAAACCCCAAACUCCAAAGAACCCAGAUGAUGGUUAAAUCGCUGGCACUGGAAUGCUUGCUGGUGUAAAGCUUAUUGACUAAUGGUUGGCACAAAUUGCUAGAUCUGCAGACUAAGAUUAAAUGGAAGUUGGAGGUAGCAGUCACGAUAUCCGAGGGAUUGAAUCUAGACGUACAUGGAGUAAAGGGGAGGAAGAUGCUUCGCUGCUUAUUUUAGAUGAGGUUAUAGCUAGUGGGCAGCGGUGUGACACCGGAUCAUUCAAGCCUGGCACAAUUACUAUGAUUGAGAGGCGAUUGGCUGAGAUAUGUCCUAAUUCGGGCUUGCGAGCAAAUCCACACAUUGAGUCAAAGCUGAAAAAGUGGAAGAAACAAUACGGUCUACAAUACGGUAUAAUAUAUGAUAUGCUAAACAAAAGUGGCUUCGGAUGGAAUGACUCUCUUAAAUGUGUGGAAGUUGAUAAUGACAAAGUUUGGAAAGCAUAUGUGCAGAGUAACCCAAGUACAAAGGCAUGGAGAAGUAAACCGUUUCCACUAUAUGAGAGGCUUGCUAGUAUUUUUGGAAAGGAUCGGGCAACGGGACAUGGAGCACAAACUCCAAUUGAUAUGGUCAAUGAUUUGAAUUUGGAGAGUGGAAAUGAACAAUUUAAUGAUGUGUGUUCUCCAAUGUCUGUGAAUGAAAUCCAUAGUGAACCAUCUACCCGACCCAAAUCAAGAGGUAAGAGAAAAUCUGGAUUGAAGGAUGAUGACAUUGUGAGCGGGUUUGGCAAUGUAGCAGAGAAAUUGUUUGAUAAAUUGGCUGCAAAGUUAGAUAAUCUGAAGCCAAUUAUCCACAAUACUUAGCUAUGGAGCUAUACAAGUUACGCUUCUCUGUUGAUGACAAUUUCGAAAUCUCUAAGGCAAUGAGAUUGGAUCCAUCGAACGUUGAGGUUUUUAAGAUUAUUAGAACGGAUACGGGCAAGAUUGAAUUUGCUAGAAAAAUUUUAAAUUACUAAGUGUUGUUGUGUAUCAUAUAUUUAAGACUAUGUAUGAGGGGAUAAUAACUAUGAACACUUGGAUGUGAACUUUAUGGACAUAUGUUGUAUGGUUGUUUAUGGACAUGUAGUAUGGUAAUGGAUGUUAGUAUUUAAUUAUGUAU
This is a messenger RNA of Ziziphus jujuba (common jujube), 2889 nucleotides long. RefSeq lists its product as uncharacterized. The record is from RefSeq and is a predicted model, not a curated record. The transcript is spliced from 6 exons. Lineage: Eukaryota; Viridiplantae; Streptophyta; Magnoliopsida; Rosales; Rhamnaceae. Bases 1878 to 2594 code for a protein of 238 amino acids.